Molecule: messenger RNA, 549 nt
Organism: Lontra canadensis (Northern American river otter)
Lineage: Eukaryota; Metazoa; Chordata; Mammalia; Carnivora; Mustelidae
Product: olfactory receptor-like protein OLF4
Exons: 2
Coding region: 1-549 (182 amino acids)
Biological process (GO): G protein-coupled receptor signaling pathway
Cellular component (GO): membrane
Molecular function (GO): olfactory receptor activity; G protein-coupled receptor activity
Source: RefSeq, a predicted model, not a curated record
AUGUACCUGACCACUGUGUUUGGAAACCUGCUCAUCAUCUUGGCCGUCAGCUCAGACUCCCAGAUCCACACCCCCAUGUACUUCUUCCUUGCCGACCUGUCCUUUAUAGACAUUUGCUUCACCUCCACCACUAUCCCCAAGAUGCUGUGGAACAUCCAGACUCAGAGCAAAGUCAUCACCUAUAAAGGCUGCAUCACACAGAUAUUCUUUUUCUUACUCUUUGCUGGAUUAGAUGACUUUCUCUUAGCUGUGAUGGCCUAUGACCGUUUUGUGGCCAUAUGUCACCCCCUGCACUACAUGGUCAUCAUGAAUCCAAGUUACUGUGUACUGCUGGUUCUGGCAUCCUGGAUGAUGAUUGUCUCCUUAUUUUAUUGUACGGCCCUAGGAGUUUACCUUAGCUCUGCUGUUCCUCAGAGUUCAUACACAAAUGCAGUAGCCUCAGUGAUGUACACAGUGGUCACAUCCAUGCUGAACCCUUUCAUCUACAGCCUGAGGAACAGAGACAUAAAGAGAGCUCUGAAAAGACUUAUCUGGGUUCCAAUGAUAUGA